AUGGUUUUGCAUAAGAGUCUUGUAUGGACAUCGAAUGGAUCUUGUUUAGUUACCAUACUUGAUGGAAAAUGGUUACAACAAAUUGAUGUAGCUACUGGGAAAUCUAAUGGUCUAAGUCAAUUAAAGAUAAAUAAUUCUGGUCGCGCUGUAUGUUUAAAAACAUCAACAUGUUGUCAUUUUCCUUCUCAGUACAAUUUAGUAAAUCAAGUUAUGAUCGGUGGAAGUGAUACUAAUUCAAUUGCUUAUGCUACAACUAGUAAUCAAAUUGUUGCACGUGAUUUACGUGUGCCAAAUUCUAGUUCACCUAUAUGGAUUUUAAAACAAGACAGAAGUCAUGGUUUAAUACUUUCGAUGGUAGUACAUAGUUUUCAUACAUGGCUUGUUACAGGAACCAGUCGUGGGCAUCUUAUAUGUUGGGAUUUAAGAUAUAAACGUCAGAUAGCUUAUACAGAACAUCCAUACCAACCAGGUAUAGGUAUUUUAGAUUUACAAAUAGCUGAAACUCAUUCUCGGUUUGAACUGGAUAAAAAGUAUGCUGGUCAAAAUCUCGCUCAGUCAUCCGAAAAGUCAUAUCAAGUAGGACAAACGUUGAUUAUUGCUGCAACCGAUCAUCAUAAUGAAGUGACAAUCUGGGACUUGGAGUCCUCAGCCACAGCGUCAUCAUCUGCAGCUAUUUCAUCCUGUAAUUAUGGGCUCUCCGGUUCUUUCGCACCAGUUCGCAGUACAGGAUGUUUAGCUUCGACGUGGGCUCAACCAGGAAAUAAAACACCUCUUGUUCUUGAUAGUUCUUUACCACAUCGAUCAGUCCGAUCAAUUUUGUGCCUACCUAACAACAAUGUUAUACCGUUUAAUGAACAUAACAAACCCCAUUCUCAAGUUACUCAUUUACCAGCUAUAGUAGCCGGUGGUAAUGAUGCACGUUUACGGUAUUGGAACUUCCGAAAACCAGAGGAUUCGUGUGUUUUAGUUUGGGCUGGGAUUGAUGAAGCGACGCCUCCUCGACUUACCUACCGGUCAACAUAUGUAAAUGAUGUCUAUGUUUUGAUUGAACAAACUGAUACUUCUUCCGUUAGUGAUACAUCAAGUAGUUUGUUAACAAAAACAAUGUACACAGAAAUAUCACAAAAAUUACAAUCAUCAAGUAAUAUAACAGAAGUAUCAAAUAGUGCAUUCCCUGUGUCAGGACGUUUAGAAUUACGUGAAUCAACUAAAGGACAUAAGAAUAUUAUAUCUGAUUUAACUGUUCUUCAAGCAGGUCAAGCAUUUCUAGUCUCUGCUUCAAUGGAUGGUGUAAUAAAAAUUUGGCGAUAA
Molecule: messenger RNA, 1311 nt
Organism: Schistosoma bovis
Lineage: Eukaryota; Metazoa; Platyhelminthes; Trematoda; Strigeidida; Schistosomatidae
Source: the annotation of a GenBank genome assembly